Messenger RNA from Linum tenue, 200 nucleotides. The record is from the annotation of a GenBank genome assembly. Lineage: Eukaryota; Viridiplantae; Streptophyta; Magnoliopsida; Malpighiales; Linaceae.
CAGGGUUCGAGUAGUUGCCGUAGGCAACGAGCACCGGGCUGCCGGCGUAUCGGACGUGGAAAAGGUCCUGUGGGAGCUUGGAGUAGCUGGCGGACGUCAUCUUCUGGACAACAAGUGACAGCUGGAGCUGUUGAUUAUCGGACAUGGUUUCUUUCUUAUUAACCCUAUCGAACCUGUUCCGAAAGCUAGCAGGGUUAGAA